Molecule: messenger RNA, 897 nt
Organism: Acomys russatus (golden spiny mouse)
Lineage: Eukaryota; Metazoa; Chordata; Mammalia; Rodentia; Muridae
Gene: Timp1
Product: TIMP metallopeptidase inhibitor 1
Exons: 6
Coding region: 175-828 (217 amino acids)
Biological process (GO): negative regulation of membrane protein ectodomain proteolysis; negative regulation of endopeptidase activity
Cellular component (GO): extracellular matrix
Molecular function (GO): protease binding; metalloendopeptidase inhibitor activity
Source: RefSeq, a predicted model, not a curated record
CCCCUAGGCUUCAACUCUAGCGGUGGGUGGAUGAGUAAUGCGUCCAGGAAGCCUGGAGGCUGUGAUUUCCGCGCCAACCCCGCCCCUCGCAUGGACAUUUAUUCUCCACUGCUCAGACCCUGCCGCCAUCGCUGCAGAUCGAGCUCCUAGAGAGACAGCAGAGCAGAUACCACUAUGGCCCCCUUUGCGUCUCUGGCCUCUGGCCUCCUUUUGUUGCUAUCACUGAUAGCCUCCAGUAAGGCCUGUAGCUGCGCCCCACCCCACCCACAGACAGCCUUCUGCAACUCGGACAUAGUCAUAAGGGCUAAAUUCAUGGGGUCCCCAGAAAUCAACGAGACCACCUUAUACCAGCGUUAUGAGAUCAAGAUGAUUAAGAUGCUCAAAGGAUUCGAAGUUGUGGGGAAUGCCGCAGAUUUCCGGUUCGCCUACACUCCAGCCAUGGAGAGCCUCUGCGGAUACAUGCACAAGUCCCAGAACCGCAGCGAAGAGUUUCUCAUCGCUGGACGCUUAAGGAACGGAAAUUUGCACAUCACUGCCUGCAGCUUCUUGGUUCCCUGGCGUAGUCUGAAUCCUGCUCAGCAAAAGGCCUUCUCGAAGACCUAUAGUGCUGGCUGUGGGAUGUGCACAGUGUUUCCCUGUUCAUCCAUCCCUUGCAAACUGCAGAGUGACACUCAUUGCUUGUGGACAGAUCAGAUCUUCAUGGGCUCUGAGAAGGGCUACCAGAGCCGUAACUUUGCCUGCCUGCCACGGAAUCCAGGCCUGUGCACCUGGCAAUCCCUGGGGGCCUCGGUGACCCGGAACCUGCCCCCAGUGGAAGCGGAAGCCUGAACACUCUUUACCUCCCUUCCCUCUUUCUUUCUCUUAGAUGGUGAAAUAAAGAACUAUCACACAGCAGCA